UGUAAAGAAAAAGUUAAAUUAUUAACAGUAUAAAAAUAUAUAAUAAAAUAUCAUAAAAAUGGGAUUACCCGCGCUGUGGCGAGUUACCAGUUUGACAAUUUUGGUCUUCGUGCUGAGUUACGCAUAUGCACAAGAUUUUUAUUCAUCAAAUUCACAAAACCGAUUUGUGCCAUCUACCUUUCCUGGUGCACGUACAUAUUUGUCAGGUGCUCGUAGUCCUGUGAGCAGCAGUGGUAAUGGCAUAUAUCAACAACCUGGUUCUUAUCAGGAGCAAGUUCUCUUUCUGACUGAUGAUGACAAACAACAAGUUCCACAACAACCGAUUUCACAAUCUUUGACUUCAGCUGCAUACUCACCAUUUGGAUCACAAUUUUCGUCAAAUCGAAAUUCUGAUUAUUAUGACAUAUCACCACGUCCCUUUGGUGCGGUUGCAGGCCCCAAUGCGGCAGUGGGCCCAUCACCGAACAGCUUCAGUACACGUACGAAAUCGAUACGACCCAGCGGCGGUUUUGUGCCGCAAUCGCAGCAACAAAUUCGCACCAAUGUUCCACAUGGCCAAUCACAGUUUCUAGCGCAAUUCAAUGAGCCAGGGGCAGCGACCUCUGGCAACGAGAAAUUGGCAACAUCCAAUCGUUUAAAUGGUUUUUCAGCAUCGAGACCAUUUGGCAGUGGUAGUUUUACGCCUAGCAAUAGUCGUGUACGACCUGCAGCAUCUGCUUACAAUGCUGAUUCCUCUCCAGCAGCUCAAUCGCAAGUGCCUUUCCGCAAUACGCGUACGCGUUUUCAGCCAAGCAGUGCCACAGCUACCACAAGCACUACAACAUCUACUGAAGCUACAUCACCUACGAGCAAUAAACGUUUCAACAGAUUUGGCGCUUCUCGAACAGGUGGCUUCAGACCCUCUGGAUAUAAUAAAAACGCUCAAGCUAAUAAUGAUACAGAACAACCGACAGUUGUUGAGCAAAAACCAAAUUUCAGCAGGGCAGCAAAUAAGUCCAAUGGUUUUUCACCAAGACGUCCAGUAUUCAUAAGCCGUGAAAUUAAUGAACCCGUACAUUUGUCAAAGUUACAGCGUCCAUUUGCUUUAAACAGUGGUCGCGUUAAAAUACCCACUAAAGAAAGAUUGUUUAAACAACCCGUAAUUGCUACAACAGCAGCUGUUAAGACCAGCUCAGUGUCGGAUAGUGGAAGUGAUGAAUAUGACGAAGAAUUGCAAAAUGAAAACCAAGUCGGUAGUGAGCAAGUUAAAGAUAUUAGCAAAGAAAAAUUGCAAUUGCGUGAAGCUGAGGAAGAAGCAACGAAUACAGUUGCCGAUAGCACAAAAUCGCCCGCAACGGAAGAGGAAACUAAUACCAUGAUUAUAACUUCCAAUUUCUUUUUACCUGGUCCCACCAAAUCGAAUGAAGAUAACAGUCAAAAUGCGGAAUAUAUUGAAAAUUAUUCCGAAGAAGAUGGUAAGGAACAUAAAGAUGAGACUACAAGUAGUGAAGAAGCAGAUAAAGAUAUUGAUGCUACCACGGAACAUAGUGCUGAAUAUGAGUACGAAUAUGUUGAAGAUGAAGAAACCACUGAAGAGUCGGUCACGAAACAUACAACAACAACAACUACCACUGAGUCCAGCCUCAAUAUUGACAAUGCAACUAUAAGUACUCCAAGUUUAGAUACACAAACAGUGACCACGGAAUUAACAUUGACAAGUAUAACCGCAGAGCAGGAUAUAACAACUGAAUUACCCAUUACCACGGUUUCGCCGCUUACAACUAAACAUACUGAUACCAGCAUACCGAGUGAUACCAAAGAAGAAACAACACAUGAAAACGUGGAAGAACCACAUGAUGAAGAAUAUGAAGAAGAAGAAGAAUAUGAGGAAGAAGGAGAUGGAAAUGGAGAUGAAGAAGAAGAAAAAAAUGAACAUGAAAAAGAGAUUGAUAACAAACAUGAGACUAAAGUUAAUGAUACAAAUGCUUUGAACGGAACUUCGGUUCUGACUGCGACUGUACAAAGUAAGCCUGAUAACGAAAUUCUAGAUCAAAUUAUAUCUGUGGUAACAACAAAAAGCAUUGUUAAUGGUUCAACCUCAUUUCCCUCGCCAGUUACACCCAGCUCAACCACAUUAUCAAUGGAAGAAGAAGCUAUUUUCACAGAAAAUAAAGUACAACCGGCUGCAGAGGACUCAACUGAAGUUGAAGACAAUGAUCCAAGUAGCGAUCAACACACCGAAAUGCCUGAAACUGUUAAUAAUGCUACGGAAGGUUAUGUUGUGAUUGCAUCUAUACAAACCAGUCGUAGCAUAAAUGGUGCACGUUUUCUACCAUUCCCAGCUAUAGAGCAAGAAGAAACUAAACAAACUUUGUCCGAAUUAGAACGUAAAAUUCAUGGCCAAAAAUCGAAACCCUCAACAAAAAAUAAAAAGGAUUUCAAUUCUGAACAAGCCGGCGAUAGUAAUGAAGUAGUACAAACUACUCUAUUGCCAGAACAAACAUCUGAAAAAUCUACUACAAGCGCUUCAUCCACAGAAAGUAUAAUAGACAAAUUAGAUAGAGUGCAAUCUGAGUUAUCCAGUGGUUUGCUUUCUGGAAAAUAUCCAAUUAUAAGUGGCAUGGAAGUUUCUACGCAAGCGACAAGUACAACAUCUGGAAAUAAAUUUGUGCCUCAUAUACGCAAAUUUCAACCAAAGACUACUGCUACACCCAAAGUUAAGAUACACCACUUCGAUGAGACAGAAAUGGAUGAAUUGGCUGGUUUAUUACCAAAUGGUUUUAAACCUAGAAACUCAUAUAAAAAUAGAAAGAUCACCACUACAACUACCACUACAACAUCAACUCCUGAAGUAGAUUUUAAAAAGCCCGCACGUAAUUCCACUAUUAGUCGAUCAUUCAAGAAUGGUGCUGUGGCUGUACAAGAUGUUGCUUUGGCGGGAUUGUUACCUAAAGGUUAUAAACCUUUAAAUACAACGACUACUCCUACGGCAAAUGCAGAUGUAAGUGAUAUAUUCAGUAAAAUCAAGUUUGAUGACAACUUGGAACAAUUGUUACCAAAGGAUUACAAAACAGAAACGACUGCAAAACCUGCUGUUACGGUAGUUGAUGACAUAUCCAAAUUUUUACCUAAAGGUUAUAAGCUACGCACAACUUCUACCACACCAAGCACAAAAAUCAAGAAGCCAGUUGAGGUUAUAAAUGAUGACAUAAGUAAAUUCCUUCCACCGGGCUAUAAGCCACCUGCAGAAGAUAAUGAGAAUCAAAAAGAUAAAUCCAACAGUGGCAUUAUAGCAUUAAAAGGCGACGAUAUUAGCAAAUUCUUGCCAAAAGACUAUAAACCAAGUGGAGAAACAAGCAAAUCUAGCUUAGCGCCCGAAGCUAUCGACAUUUCACAGUUAUUGCCCAAGGACUAUAAACCAACUAAUGCACAAGAUAAAGAGACAAUUGACGUGUUGAAAAAAGUUGAGUUCAAAGAAGUCGAUUCAUUACUACCACCCGGUUUUAAACCUAUUUCUAACACUACUAGUAAAACAAAUGCAGCCCAUCCAGCUUCGACAAGUACCACAACUACCGAAAAGUCGGUGGCAGAUGAUACAAGUAAUACCAAUUCUUCAGGUAGUGGUUAUAAAGUCGUUUUUCCAAAGGGCAUUCAUAAGAGAAAGGGAGCACAACGUUUGACUACACCACCUACACAAGAUAGCAAUGAAGCUACCUCACCUGCUGUUGUUAUUAAGAAGGGUCCACCAACGCGUGCAACCACAGAGUUUACUGGUUGGCCAACACCAUCUACGACACCAAUUUCAAUUGAAAAAUUGCUUGAACAGGCGAAGACCGCUAGCAUAAAUUUCGAGGAUCUGCUAUCAUCAAGUACAACAACAACCACUACAACGACUACAACUACAACAACAACUACCACACCAAGACCAACGAAACCAGGACACUGCACAAACGAUUGUGAUCUGGCGGCUACUAUAAAAAUAGUAGAUGGUGUAGCAUGGAAACCAGAAUUAUUAGAUCAUAAUACUGUAGAAUGGAAAACUCUAGCCAGAGAAGUUGAAGCACAGUUAAAUGAAGUUUAUGUGAGUGCACCUCAAUUGAACAAUUGGUAUAAGAAAGUACGCAUCGAUAGUUUUAGUAAGGGAAGCGUACUAGUGGACUACUAUGUUGAACUGGCCAAUAUUACCAAUGAUGUAAAUACAUUGGAAAUUAAGAAACUAUUCCAUGAUGCUUUGCAACAUCCCACACAAGAAACAAUACCACAAAAACCCUCAACUGAAAAUGAAACAGAUGAAAGCGCGGAAGAGAAAGAAAUCAAGGAAGAAAAAUUGAUUAAAGAAACUUAUCAAAUGGGUAAAUAUGCUAUCGAUCCUAUGGCUACAGUUUUUAUUGUUAUACCUAAAGCACUUUCGCCUACUGUUGAAUAUGCUGAGGAAGAUCUGUUAAUCCCACAAUGGGCAAUAGUAGUGAUUGUAAUUGGCGUAGGCUCACUAGUAUUUGUUGUUAUCUUUGGUGUGACUGUGUUGUUGAAUCGACAAAAACGAGCUAAGAAAACACCAAUACCUUUAACGAACGAUAUGCUCAAUGAAUUAAAAAUCAAUCAUAUGGGUGGUGCUGACAAUUAUGGAGUUGAUGACUUUUACAAUAUCGAUGAUGCUUGGAAUGACACUAAGCAACCAAUAAAACCAAAGCGCUUUACGAAUUCGAUGCACGAUAGUAGUGGUUCGAAUAUUUAUGAUAGUUGGCGUUCAACACGUCAUGGAGAUUAUUACUAUGAUAGUCAAACAAACUAUUCACAAAAAGGUGAUUCACUGCAACGUUCACUGCACCACCAGAGUCAUCAUCAACCCAAACAAUCCCAACAAACUGCACACCACCACCAGUCAUACCCACACCAGCAAUCAUACGCUCAUCAAUAUCCUGAUGCAUUUGCGGAUGCCCAUCAAAUGUAUACCUAUAAUAAUCACUCGAGUAGAGGGCGCUAUCCCAGAGAUUAUGAUCCAGACUUUUAGAUUCUAGUAAACUAGUAGUGCUCUCUGGUAUAACUCCUUACACUUUUAUAACUACUCUUUUAUUUAUGUAUUGUAAUUAAAACAAAAUAGCAA
Teleopsis dalmanni is the source of this 5083-nucleotide messenger RNA. RefSeq names its product mucin-5AC-like. The transcript has 8 exons. Bases 59 to 4990 code for a protein of 1643 amino acids. NCBI's taxonomy places the organism in Eukaryota, Metazoa, Arthropoda, Insecta, Diptera, Diopsidae. The record is from RefSeq and is a predicted model, not a curated record.